AUGGCUGUCCCGGCAUCCUCAUUCCCGACCAGUCCUCCUCGCAUCGCCAUUGUAGGCGGCGGGAUUGGCGGUCUCACCUUUCUUCUGGGUCUUCUUGAGCACACCUCUGGAGGGCAUAUCUACCCUUAUCUCUACGAAACAGCCCCUGUAUUCGGCGAGAUAGGUGCUAGCGUGACAUUUGGCUCGAACUCAAUCAGGGCCAUGGAGUUGCUCAAGCUAGGCAUCGCCGCCGCCUAUCAGAAGCAUGCUACGUUUCAUCCUGAUGACUCUGCUCAGAACAGGAAGGUAUGGUCGAACUAA
Molecule: messenger RNA, 300 nt
Organism: Penicillium lagena
Lineage: Eukaryota; Fungi; Ascomycota; Eurotiomycetes; Eurotiales; Aspergillaceae
Exons: 1
Coding region: 1-300 (99 amino acids)
Biological process (GO): secondary metabolite biosynthetic process
Source: RefSeq, a predicted model, not a curated record